Messenger RNA from Wyeomyia smithii (pitcher-plant mosquito), 9770 nucleotides. Its product is annotated as myrosinase 1-like. The transcript has 4 exons. Gene Ontology annotation, molecular function: beta-glucosidase activity. Lineage: Eukaryota; Metazoa; Arthropoda; Insecta; Diptera; Culicidae. Gene Ontology annotation, biological process: carbohydrate metabolic process. Bases 8080 to 9621 code for a protein of 513 amino acids. The record is from RefSeq and is a predicted model, not a curated record.
UCCACUUUUCAAUGAUUGUGCCCCAACUGCCUCCAACAUCAAUAUCGGCUUCACGCCGUCUACACACCAUUUGGAAUCAGUCAUUCCGGGGAAGACUCUAAUCUCCUCGGUACAGUCGAGUUAUACCUGCCAGCGACCUACAGCCAUCCCAGCCCUGUGCUCGACAACGGAGAAGGUGUCUCCAAAACCGUCAAUGCAGGCAAGUACGUAUUAACUUCGAACCAUGAUACGCCCGCCGUAAUUUUGAUUGUUUCCAGCACUCAACCGUUGUCCGUUGCGGCAGAAAAAGCUCCGGCUCGCUUUUUGUCUGUGUACUACCAGAAUGUAAGAUCAAGAACGCUCAACUGCGGUUACGAUUGAGUAGUAGCGAUUAGGACAUGAUUGUUCGAUUGGCGAUUUUCCAUAUUUUUCGACUUUCCUACAACAUUUCAAUAUUUUUUUAAUUACUUUUGAUGAUAAGCAGCUUUUUGUGGACUUUUCGAAUAUUUUACUUUUUCUAUUACGUUUUGAUAGCUUUAUAACGAUUUUGAACGGACUUUUUGAUGAUUUCAUGACACUAACGUUUGCGGUAAAAAAUUGACAAAAAUUGCCGAUUUUCAUGAGUUUACCUUUAAUCGUAACUACUCAUGCAUCAUCAAUCAUAGUAACCCAUGAGUUAGCAAAAAAAAAUGACAGCUCUAUCAGUCAAACUCUAACUGUGAUGGCGAAAAAGAACGGUACCCCGCCGCAUCAAAAAAGGACAUCGUGCGGCACAUUGUGGACGCCGGGUAUGCCCGUUCCGGCAUCUACAACAUCUUGCAACUAUUGAACAACAAUCAGAGCAUCGGAAGAAAGCCCGGUUCCAGACAGCCAACGACCCUGAGCGACAAGAAGCUUCAAAGAAUGCUGAAGAGGAAGACCGAGGGAAUAGUGGCUAAAUCGCGUGUACUUGGCCGGGAAGUUGGUGCGUGCGGUAAAACAGUGAAAAAGUAUCUGGAGAACAUGGACAUACAUGUCAGGAAGCGGUAGUGUCGACACUGAUCUCGAAGCUGCAGGCAAUGAAUAAGAUGGUCAAGUCGAUUUUCCCGGCAAAUCGCGUAAAAAAAGAAUCUGGUGUACUUUGAUUUGGUCCCUUUACGUAGAAGUGGCUUAUCCUAAGGUCCAAACUAAACAAGGCUCUUAAAAUACACACUACGCGUCAGACCGUUUUUCACAUUCUAGAGGUUUUGUGUAGAUAUAACAUGCCCUUAAUCAACUCGAUCGUAUUUUAUGGUCUCUUGCCGUGCGAUCUGAACUUAAAUUUUCUCGCUUCAAAGCGACAUUAUUUAAUUUUAAGACUAUCGCUUUCGGAGUGACAAGUAGAAAAUAACUUGAAAGCUCUAAAAAACGUAACUUCAACACCCAACAAAAGCUUAGCAGCUAAAAAGCCUAAAAAACUCUAAGAGCGAGGAUCAGGAGGAUUCUAAAACUCUGAAAAUCUUUGAAUAAAGAAAAACCAAAAAGCCAAAAGGCUCAGAAGCUCGAAGCUCAAUUAAGUUCAAAACGACUCAAAAAAACCUCUAUCUUUGAAGAUCUCAAAAUAUAUCAAACGCCCAAAAAGACUCAAUAAAACUUCAUAAUUCCAAAAACUAUGGCAGCUCAGAAAACCCAAAGCUCAAAAAAGCUUGAAACUUAAAAGAGCUAAAAAUGUUAACAGUUUAUAACUCAACCAAACUAACCAAACAUAAAAAAAAAAAAUCAAAAAGAUUGACGAGCUCUGAAAAUCUAAUAACAUUUUAACUCUUCAAUAUUCAGAAAAGUUUCAUAGCUCACAAAAUGCUUGUAAUUUUUAAAACUUCAACAGCUGGAAAAAGGUCGGAAGGUGGUAUCCAAGACACGACCGCAUAGUUGACGUAGGACUACAAUAGAUUUAUAUUUCCUUUUGAAGCUCUGUUUGAUAUCAGCUCGUUUUACUUUUGGCAUGGUUCAAUUUGGGCACACAUGUGCCAAAAACGAGCGGUUAUGUUUAAUAACAUUUUUCUAGUUUUCUUGAUAUUUUUAAACCAAUUCAAGCUCAACAUCCUCCAAAAAAAAGGUAUUUUGGUCCUUUAUGCUGCCAAAACGGAUGGAAUCGUUAAACGGUUCCUGAGAAAUGACCGGAACAGGUUCUGGUAAUAUAAUGACCAUGAUCAAAGCAGCCUUUAAUUACUCUGAUGGCAAUAUCAGUAUCUACGUCGUCAGCCUAAUUUCAUCAAGCGACACCUCAAACGACUUGGAACUAAAACUAGUUCAUUGGUGGCCAUAUCUACUGUGAAUGUCAUCUUUGGCCGUUUAAAAAGAAAAAAAAAAGUCAUGAAAAGAGAACCGUUUAUUUUUGGCAUGGUUCGAUUUUGGCAACAAAAAAAGUCUGGCGUGUUUUCAAAAUCGAACGGGGUUUGUGUUAAUAUUAUUAUUUGCAGCACUCUAUUUUGGAAAAAAAUCUCUUCAAUAUUGAUGAAUACCUUUCAUUAUUAAACAUAUAGAAUUUUAUAAAUAUGUCAACUCUCAAUUCAAGUCAAUUUAAACAGUUUAUCAGUAAACAGAAUCAGAAAAAAAUGAAUCAGUUUCAAGAUACCAAAAAACAACGAAGAUUAGCCUCGGCAAUUAAUGUUCGCAUAAUGUUGUUCAAUUACAAGUAAGGUUAUGGAAAGGAACUUCAAUAUCAAGAUGAAAUCAAUUUGGUUUUCCUCUAUACCGCCACCGCGGGAUGCAAAUAGGAAUAUCAUAUUGAACUAAAUUCAUUUAGCUAGCAAAAUAUAAUCAUCAGUACAGCUCAUUUAAUUACCUCUAUAUUUAGUUAUUUUAAUAAUUCUAAGAAAAACAGAGUGAGGAGUUCAAAACUAAACAAAGUAUUUUAUCUGUGCAAUGCACCGAAUUUAUAUACUCUACUAUCUGCCUCUACUGGCACGUACAGAAUUUUGUUGUCCCCGGCGGCGCAAAGUAUUUUUCGGCACCCGAAUAAUCAUAUUAAAUUCUGAUAUUUGCUACUAUACGAAACAAAAAGAAGAAGAUGACAAUCCAAACGGCAAUUCGAUUAUGUUCCAGAUCGCAAAACGAUACCUACGCAUUAACCCAACACGCCUCACUGUGCGUCGACAGCGGCAAUGUAGUCUUCACUUGGCUUGGCUUGGCUUGACAGACAGCGCUCUAUUCAUAUUGGCAUGUUUUCCUUCAAGACAUCAGUUUUAAUAACAUUCUUACAACAGAACGUAAAACUGUCUGAUAGUGGAGGUGGUUACGAACUUUCCGGAAAAGCUUCACCUUUAAGACAUCAAAAUAAUCUAGGGUCAUAGAAGCAAACGUUAGUUGACCUUUUGGGACGGGGAGAUUCUGUCAAAAAAUUUUUGUCACUGCUAUACAGGAUAUCACAGCAGGCAGUUGGUGUCUACUCAUGAAGUCUGUGCCAGGCGUGCUCGCAUGGGAUUGGUACGUUAUUCGUGAAAAUUCGACCUUGAAACUUUUAUGAAAUUUUCACUGUUUAACAAUGAAGUGAUAACGAUAACUGAAGAAUCUCAAAAAUGUCCAUCAUUUGAUCAGUUCAACGACAUAUUGAUUACUGUGAUCCAUCCUGUGGUUACAUCAGUGUUACCGUUUGAAAUCUUUCAUUCCAACGUUACACCUUGGUUUUAGUUUCCGCAGAAUGUAUCUCAAUAUAAUGCGGUAAGACGUAGUCCUACGUUAAAAAUUUCAGGAGUUACUAUGAAGGAUUUCGCUGGCAGCAAAUUUACAUUUGUUUUAAAAAAUUUACUUGCAUUUGAAAAGGGCUGAAGUUUUUUUUUUUCAUAAAUCGAUAUAAGGCAAUCCACGAGACAGUUGCGAUCAGCUGAUUUCAGAAUGUUUUCAACUUAUUCUUGAAUUGUCGUAGAUCGUUUAAAUGAAACACUUGUGGUUUCUACAAUGGUUAACGAUAGACUGACGACUUAUUAGUUUAGUUUAGUUAAAGUUUAUCUUUAUUUUGAUUUCUUGAAACAGUUUUUGUCAAUACAAUGAAUUUAAGUGAUACAGAUAUACUCUUCAACUUUUUUCUCUUUACAUUCUUACAUUUUGGAAAUUUUAAACCUACAUUCUUAUUAGUUGUAAUACACAUGUUGCCGGUUGUAUCGGAAUUUGAUUCAAUUUAAAUAUACAUACAACCUAACCUACUAUUUACAUUUUUUAAAUCUAAGAAAGUUGUCGGAUUAGAUCCGAAUCAGAAGUUGUACAUUUCUGUAAAAGUUUCACAUUCAUUUUACGAAAGCUCUCGGAAAGCAGGUCCAAGCCAGCAGUUGCAUGAACCGAUGAGGUUCUGGUAUCAAACGGAAGGUCCAAUAUCAUUCGCAGAGUUUUGUUCUGGAAGGUUUGUAACUUCAGCAGGUGGGAUGCAGCGCAGGAGCCCCAGAUUAGAGAUGCGUAAUCCAUAACAGGGCAGAUGAUUUGCUUGUAAAUUGCCAGCUUGUUAGGUCUGGAUACUGAAGAACGGCGGUUCAAUAGGCAGUAUAGAUAAUUAAUCAGCAUCAAGCAUUUGUUCAGGGUUCUCUCGACAUGUUGUCGAAAAAGUAGUUUCGUGUCUAACAAAAGGCCCAGAUAAAUUGCCUCAGAGGUCCAUUCGGUUUUCGAGCCGGCCAAUAUUAGUUUACAAUUUUCGGGUGGGUUCAGCCUGCAGGUUUGCCAGUGCUUAAAAUUAAUGGCUUGAGUUUUUUGGUGAUUUAUACGGAUUUUCCAUGUGGUCAUGUAGUCUACGUAAAUUUUCAGGCAACGCUGCACUGGAAGAACCGGAAUGUCCGAGGUAUAUAUAUUGUACAAAAUGGGGCCGAGUAGACUGCCUUGAGGUACGCCAGCUGGGAUACAAGAAACUGUAGACAGUUCACCAUUUAGUGAGACUCGAAAGGACCUUUGAUGAAGACAGUUCUGUAUUACUUUUGUGAGGUAGUCAGGAACGCCGGAGUUGCACAAUUUAUACACUAGACCUUCAUUCCAGACGUUGUCGAAGGCCUUUUCGACAUUUAGUAGCGCCAUGACUGUGGACUUGGAUACUUCUUUGUUUCUGUUAAUGAUUUGUUUCACUCUAAGCAGCUGAUGAAUUGUUGAGUGGCCCUUCCUGAAGCCAAAUUGCUCAGGAAGAAGAAUGUUACUGUCCUCGAUGACUACUAACAGGCGGUCCAGUAGGAACCUCUCAAAUACCUUGCUUAGAGAUGAAAGCAGACUAAUGGGCCCGUAGCUAGCAGGCGAUGUGGGGUCUUUUCAGGCUUAAGGAUGAGAAUAACUUUGGCACUUUUCCAUCUUGUAGGUACGCUGUUGUUUUAGUAAAUUCGAUUUUUGUGUUUACUACGACUUUGAGAGCAAAUCGGCAUAUUUUAUAUUCCGCAGCGAUGCCAAGAGCCUUGAGGGCUUUCAUCAGCUUUUCCAGGGGCAAAUUUUUGAACCAUGAUCGGUGGUAGUUUAACUUUAGUAGCGGGUGGAGCAAUAUUUCCUUGAGAAUCACUAACCGAAUCCACGGCAUCGUCUAUAUCGCUCAGUGCAAUUGAGGCAGGAACGGAUCGUACGGAUGUAGAUGCACUCAGGUCGCGCUUAUUGGACUAACGCAGGAUUUUCUUGUCAGGCUGAGGAUCAUUCAACGAUAUCCUGUCGUUAAGGCGCUUAGGGCUGGGCUUUGACCCACCAGAGCGCCUUUUGCGCUUGGUCGUUACACUGUGUCAGGUCCAACGCGAAACUAAGUAGAUGUAGAAACAAACGAACGCGGAGAUAUGUGAACGCGAUAUUCACGAUAAACAAAACAAAACACGGGAACAAAAAGACAACUCUACUCCUCGAACGACCAUGAAUCAAUCUGACCACUUAUUCUUUAUUAGAGACUAUUUAUACAUGUUGGUAUGGUGAUACUAAAUAACUGUGAGUUUCCAUAGGUGCUGUGUUUACUGGUUGUCGUUAACUCCCACACUCCUCCUCGAUGGUAGUACACCAGCAGCUUUGUAACUUACUUUUUACUCUACUGUCUGUAUACCGGAAAAGCUCAGUAUCAAGAGACCCUGUGAUCAGCGGGGUUAGUAAAUUAAUGUAUUGUUUCGAUAGAAAUCGUCAAUAACCAAAUAAAUAUGAGAGAUAACAAUAAACUUUUUUUGAAAAAAUCGUUUGUUUCAUGAUAGCAAACAACAUUGUAGAACAUUGGAAAUUGUAUAAAAUCACUACUUAAUGUUAUCGUCGGCUUCGUGCAACACUGGCACAACUCAAAAUUUUGCAUUUUUGAGUUUUUGGUGGCAAACGAUGCGAAACCUAGUGAAGUUUCAUCCCACGAAACCCCGCUUCAAAAUCCCCAAAAAAUCCAGAGUUAUGAGUAGAAGUGCACAAAUCGGAAUUUCUACCUAAAGUUAGUAAAAAUAAGGUUUUAACUUGGACAACGUGCUCAUAAUUUGUGCAUAAUAGACCUAGAAGAGUUAAAUGAGGAUUGGUAAUCUUAAAUUUCAAAGUUUUCUAGAAAAUCGAAAUAUAUUUUUUUUUCUUGAAACUAUGAUUUUUGAGUUGGGCCAGUGUUGCAAGAAACCGACGUUAUAUUGAAAAAAAAAAAUUCAUUUAAAUAGGCAGAUAAUUAUAACUGUUUAUUUGGACAUAGGCUGUCAGCCCGAGACCCCUCUCUCAAAUCUAUAUACAAUACAAUACGUGCUUGCGUUUAAGUAUAUUGUUGAUUUCUUAAAUAUAAUUUUAGUCUUCUUCGAAUCCCUCCUGGAGUCUGAACUAAACUUCUGGAGUCAUGUUUAUAGAGAUUUCGUCCUGCAGUUCAUUGAACUCGUUCAAAAAUCUGCUGGUGGGUUCGUGUUGAGUGUAGUUCUUCGUUCUCCGACGACGAAGAGAAACCGGGCUUUCGUUGAAAUUAAGUCGGUCUAAUAAGGAAGUACUUUCAAUCCGUCCACUGAGUACAUGUUGUUGCAGAAGAACACCAUAAUAUUAUCUGCGAUCUUAUGUCUGUUUUUAUCGUUUCAAGAUCUAUUAGACAGUGAAGAUUUCCUAUUCUGGUAGUGCCUAAAAGCGAAUAUUACGAAUUUACGCUGAACUAAUUCAAGUCGCCAAACCACACUCGCGAAAUCCAGUUUUGUCUUGACGAGACUGAUGUAGAUUGCGAGAAUUGCAUGAUGGUCCGUAAAGAAGUAUGGUGUCUUUGACAAAGUUGUUUCUUAUGAAAUAUGCUACAACGUUGCCGAACAAAGUGAAUUUUUAUAUGCAAAAAUAAAAAAAGUAAAAUUCGCUUCUCGCUGUUUGAUGGAUUAAUCACAAAAUUGCAACUUUUAUAAAAUGGAGAAUGAUUAAUGGAUCAAAAUUGCUGAGGCACCACGGCUCUAAAAUCAAUUUUUUUUUAGGUCAAAAUAACUUUGAUCACGUUUUUGCAGCUUUGGAAACAGUGCUCAGCGUGGUGAUAGUCGAUUAGCACUUUGAAAAACUAACUGAACUGGGACGGUAACCCUAAUUCGACGACCACGGAUACAGUCAAAGCCACACUUCCGAUACUUUAUUAAGGUCAAAAUCUCAAGCCCUCAGUUAAAUACCCUCCCGAAACCUUACUCCAGCAAGAUUGGUCAUACCGGAACGAUUUUGAUAAAUUGAUCGUUUUUAAGUGAAUGCAUAUCGCUCUUUCUGAAUACUGAAUUUUGUUCCUAAUCUUUGAUAAAUUAUUUCAACUAAGCUAUCAUUUUUGUCAGUUAUUACCAGUAUAGUUCAUCGUAUUAUUUUCAAGCUUUGUCUUUCGAAUCAUUUGAAUGGUGGUGGGUAUAUUAUUGUCAAAUUAAACUCAUACUGGACUAUAAUCCAAAAUAAAGCUAAUAAAAGAAGUAUGACUUACAAGCACAUAGACGUCUUCACUCAAACAACGCCUUCACUCAACCUCGAAGCAUACAACAAAUCAUACAGCCACGCAAACAUCGUCCGUCGUCAUCAUAAAAUUGCAGCAGCAUAUCAGUUGUUUGUUUAGUCGUCCAUCACUCACGAACCGGCAUUAUGUAGGUAUUCAGUCUUGAUUGCAUCGGCGUCCUAUCGCCAAUAAAGACGUCUGUGUUGUGGUCAGUCCAAUCAGCACUUCUCAGUUCCGAUUGCACAGUCGGAGUUGCGCACUAGGCAAUGAAAUUGACGAUCAUCGGUUACUGGUUGUUAGUGGGCAUUUUUUUGCCCUCCUACGUUGUUCAAGGAACGCACAACACUCCACGGUUAGUUGCGGUACCGGCGGCACCCAUCGGUGAUGGGGUUGACGUCCGUAAAUUUCCAUCAUAUUUUGCGUUUGGAGCGGCAACCGCCGCUUACCAAAUCGAGGGUGGCUGGAAUGAGGACGGAAAAGGUGCCUCGGUAUGGGAUACUCUUACCCACCAGCAUCCGGAGCUGGUAGUAGACAGAGCAAAUGGAGACGUAGCUGCCGAUUCGUACCAUCGAUUCCGGGAAGAUAUCGCUGCACUAGAAGAAGUGGGCUUCUCUUUCUAUCGUUUCUCCAUCUCAUGGUCAAGAAUUCUUCCGGAGGGAGACCUGUCAUCACUACGACUGGCUGGAAUCCAAUACUACAAUAAUCUGAUCAAUUCCCUGCUAGAGGCAAACAUUACACCAGUGGUGACCAUGCUUCACUACGAUGUGCCACAGUACGUGCAAAACCUGGGUGGCCUCGCGUCUCCAUUGUUCGUCCAGUACUUUAAAAUUUACGCCGACACUCUGUUUCGCUACUUUGGAGAUCGCGUCAAGGUGUGGAUUACCCACAAUGAACCGUGGGAUUUCUGCGUAACGGGAUACGGCAGCGGUACCGAGGGUCCUCUGGUACACGCCCCCGGUGUCGGUGAAUAUCUCUGCGCCCAUCAUGUUCUUCUCAGCCACGCUACUGUUUUCCAUCUCUACGACGAGAAGUAUCGUAAGGAACAGGCAGGAAGCGUGGGAAUCACUCUGAGUGGACGUUUCUUCUAUCCGGCUAAUUCUAAAACUGGACCGGAUGUGGUUGAUCGUGCCCUGCAAUAUCAGUUAGGUUGGUUCGCCCAUCCUCUAUUCAGCGGAGCCGGAGGCUAUCCGCCGCUCAUGGUUCAGGAAAUUGCAGAUCACAGCCUUCGGGAGAAUCGUACCAUGUCACGCCUUCCGGAAAUGUCCGACGAAAUAAAGCAGUUUAUUCGAGGGUCCGCCGACUUUUUGGGUUACAAUUACUACAGCAGUCGGCUAGUAGAACUGGACAAAAGAGAUUACAACGAAAGCAGUCCACCGUCAGUGGAAAAAGAUACCGGAGUGUUGUACAGUGUGGAUCGCUCUUGGAAACGGGCCAAAUCGAGCUGGCUUUAUGUGGUGCCAAAGGGUUUACGUGGAGUACUCAAUUGGUUCAAAAAGGAGUACAACAAUCCACCGGUUUUAAUCACCGAAAAUGGGUAUUCCGACGAUGGUCAGCUGGAGGAUCACGAACGGAUAGAUUUCUACCGAAGCCACUUGACGCAACUGUUGGACGCGAUUCUGAUCGACAAGUGCAAUGUGUUCGGCUUCACGACUUGGAGUAUCGUGGAUAAUUUCGAAUGGCUACGAGGUUAUAGCGAAAAAUUUGGUCUCUAUCAUGUCAACUUCUCGAGUUCCAAUCGAGAACGGGUUCCGAAACUUUCUUCAAAAUUCUUUAAAACAGUAAUCCAGUCAGGUACAAUUCCAACUUAGUUUUAUUCAUAACUGUUGGUGAAGGAAAAAGGUGGUAAAAAAAUUCCAUAAAACGUAGUACGUAUAGAGGUUGAAAUACCUUCUUUCCAAAGGAACUAUACUAGAUUAAAUAGAAGAAUAAAAUCAUCAUACAUUUCUUAUAAAAAAAU